This is a messenger RNA of Lotus japonicus, 1487 nucleotides long. RefSeq names its product AT-hook motif nuclear-localized protein 23-like. The transcript has a single exon. The record is from RefSeq and is a predicted model, not a curated record. Gene Ontology annotation, molecular function: DNA-binding transcription factor activity; minor groove of adenine-thymine-rich DNA binding. Lineage: Eukaryota; Viridiplantae; Streptophyta; Magnoliopsida; Fabales; Fabaceae. The coding region runs from base 340 to 1176 and encodes 278 amino acids. Gene Ontology annotation, cellular component: nucleus.
UGCAUUUUGAGUCUUUGUCUCCUUCAACCUCCCUCAUAUUCCCUUCACAAUCUCUCUCUCCCCAUUCUUCUCUGCUUCUUGUGUUUCCCUUUGCUUUCUCUCCACUCCAACUUCACCCUUCAAAAUCCACCCCAAUCUCAACCUCUUUUUCCUUCUUUCUUUAUUUUCCAUACCACUCCCCCUAAAAUAAAACAUAAACAAAACAGUGUUCUUAAACCCCCAAAAAAAAUUCAUAUCCAUCCAUUGUUUUCUGUUUACUUCUUCUUAUAAUAUACAAAGCCUCUUCUUUUUUUUUUAUAUAUUUUUUCUCUCUCUUUAUUUUCUUUCUUUGAUGUGUCUAUGGCUGGUUUGGAUUUAGGAAGCGCUUCAAGGUUUGUUCAGAGCCUCCACAGACCCGACUUGCACCUCUCAGAAGACCACCAAGACCACCGCAGUGGGGCCCUAUUCUCCAGCGAGGACGAUGACCGGAGCCAAGGCUUGGAGCUAGGUUCGGCGGGACCCGGCGACGUGGUGGGCCGGCGUCCACGUGGCAGGCCGCCAGGGUCCAAGAACAAGCCGAAGCCGCCGGUGAUCAUCACGAGGGAGAGCGCCAACACGCUCCGGGCCCACAUCCUGGAGGUAGCCAGCGGCUCCGACGUCUUCGACUGCGUCACCGCCUACGCGCGCCGCCGCCAGCGCGGGAUCUGCGUCCUGAGUGGAAGUGGAACCGUCACGAAUGUUAGCCUCCGGCAGCCGGCUUCCGCCGGCGCCGUCGUGACUCUGCACGGGAGGUUCGAGAUACUGUCACUCUCCGGAUCGUUCCUUCCGCCGCCUGCCCCUCCCGGGGCGACGAGUUUGACUAUCUACCUCGCCGGAGGGCAGGGGCAGGUCGUUGGAGGGAGCGUAGUGGGAGAGCUGACCGCGGCCGGACCCGUCAUCGUGAUUGCGGCGUCGUUCACGAACGUGGCCUACGAGAGGCUGCCGUUGGACGAGGAGGAGGAGCAGCAACAGCAGCAUCAGCUUCAGAUGCAGACUCCGCCGGCUGGGUCUCAGGGUUCCGGCGGCGGUGUCAACCCUUUUCCGGACCCUUCUUCCGGUUUGCCUUUCUUCAACUUGCCGUUGAAUAUGCAGGGUGUUCAGUUACCGGUGGAUGGUUGGGGCGGAAACGUUAACUCAGCUCCUCGUCCACCCUUUUGAGGGUUCUACAAAAACAAGUCACUCACUCACUCUCUUUGGGUUUUUUUGUGGCGUUCUUGAAGUUGAAUCAAUCAACCUAAAUUAAUAUAGGUCAUGUCAUUUGAAGAUGUUGUUGAUCAUCAUGGACAUGGAGUUGCAACUUGAAGCAAGUAGUGCUUAUGAUUAAGGUCAGCAAAUUCAUGGACUGCAUAUAUAAUUUAUAUUAUGAAUGUGCUUCUUCGUCUCCUACUCUUUCUUUUUUGUUGUUAAUGGAUGAUGAUUUCAGUCAUGUACUUGUUCUAGUUAACUAUUGGCUCAUUGGAUUUUGAUUA